Molecule: messenger RNA, 1635 nt
Organism: Aureobasidium musti
Lineage: Eukaryota; Fungi; Ascomycota; Dothideomycetes; Dothideales; Saccotheciaceae
Source: the annotation of a GenBank genome assembly
AUGGCCCAAAAUGGAACGUCAGACCACAACGGACAAGAGCCUGUCACUCCCAAGCUCAACUCUCUGUCACUGACCGAAUACGCCGCCAACCCUUCUCCACCAUCUCAAGAUCCCCGACAAAAGGCAACUGACGCAGGAGUCCCCGAGGCCUUCCUUCUACCCAACGGCUAUCCUGACUACCUCCGUCUCAUUCUCACCUCCCGUAGCCAGGUCUUCCUCAAGCGCGAAGAUCUCCUACCUGUUUUCAGCUUCAAGCUGCGCGGCGCAUACAACAAGAUGGCCCACCUGAGCCCGCAAGAGAAGUGGAAGGGCGUCGUUGCUUGCUCUGCCGGUAACCACGCCCAGGGUGUCGCAUACUCGGCCCGCAAGCUGAAGAUGCCUGCAACCAUCACUAUGCCUCUUGGAACUCCUGCCAUCAAACACACAAACGUCUCGCGCCUUGGUGGUGCUGUUGUUCUACAUGGCAACGACUUCGACGAAGCCAAGGCUGAAUGUGCCCGUCUUGCCGAAUCUCACGGCCUUACCAACAUUCCUCCCUUCGACGACCCCUACGUUAUCGCUGGUCAGGGUACGAUCGGUAUGGAGAUCGUGCGCCAGGCUGAUUUGAGCAAGCUUGAGGCCGUCUUCUGUUGUGUUGGUGGUGGUGGUCUGAUCGCCGGUAUCGGAGUAUACAUCAAGAGAAUUGCUCCCCACGUCAAGAUCAUCGGUGUCGAGACAUACGAUGCAAACGCUAUGGUACAGUCGCUCAAGCUGGGCAAGCGUGUCACACUCAAAGAGGUUGGUCUGUUUGCUGAUGGUGCUGCUGUCAAGACGGUCGGAGAGGAGACUUUCCGUCUGGCUAGCGAGGUCGUCGACGAUGUCGUUAUGGUCACUACCGACGAGACGUGUGCUGCCAUCAAGGAUGUUUUCAACGAUACUCGUUCCAUUCUCGAACCUGCUGGCGCCCUUGCUCUUGCUGGUCUGAAGAAGUACGUUGCUCAGAACCCUAGCUCUGACCCCAAGCGUCAAUUGGUUGCUACCGCUUCCGGCGCCAACAUGGACUUUGAUCGCCUGCGUUUCGUCGCUGAACGUGCUGCUAUCGGUGAGAAGAAGGAGGCUCUGUUCAUGGUCACCAUUCCGGAAAGGCCUGGUGCUUUUGCCGCUUUGGUCAAGGCUGUGCAUCCCAUGUUUGUCACCGAGUUCUGCUACCGUUACGCUUCAGCAAGUGCCGCCAACGUCCUUAUCGGUAUCAACGUGAGCGCAAACACUCGCGAGCACGAUCUUGCAGAUCUUAUCCAGCGCUUGUCCAACGAAGGCAUGACUGCUGUGGACGUCUCAGAGAACGAGACAGCCAAAUCCCAUAUCCGUUAUCUCGUAGGUGGCCGUAGUAGCGCCUCCAACGAGCGUGUCUUUGCUUUCGAGUUCCCUGAGCGCCAGGGUGCUUUGUACAAGUUCUUGACAACACUACAACCAGGAUUCAAUAUCUCCCUGUUCCACUACAGAAACCAUGGUGGUGACAUCGGCAAAGUCUUGGCUGGUAUUCAAUGCCCGCAAGGUCAGGAAGACAACCUGAAUUCAUUCUUGACCGAGCUAGGAUAUGGCUAUGUUGAGGAGACCAACAACCCGGUCUUCAAGAUGUUCAUGACUGAGCCUUGA